Messenger RNA from Pomacea canaliculata, 366 nucleotides. RefSeq names its product vicilin-like seed storage protein At2g18540. The transcript has 3 exons. Lineage: Eukaryota; Metazoa; Mollusca; Gastropoda; Architaenioglossa; Ampullariidae. The record is from RefSeq and is a predicted model, not a curated record. The annotation marks the transcript as partial.
AUGGAAAAUGCAACGAGGUUAAAGCUGGAGGCCAGGGAGGCGCUUGAAAGACUGGUCAGAGAGAAAGAGGCACAAAUGCUGCAAGAGGCAAUGGAACGGCAAGCUAGAGAGGAGGCAGAGAGACUGAAGAGAGAAGAGGAGGAAAGAAGGAGGAAAGCAGAAGAAAACAAACGGAAUCGGUUGGAGAGACUGAAAAAAGAGAGGAAGGAAUAUGAAAGGGUAGAAAUGGUAAAACGUGAGAGGAUAGAGAGGGAAGAGCUAGAGUGGAUAGAAAAAGAACGAGAGAGACAAGAAAAAGAAGAACUCGAGAGACAAGGAAGAGAAGCACUCAAGAGACAGGAAAGGGAAGAACGAGAGACAGGAAAG